This is a messenger RNA of Haliotis rufescens (red abalone), 2600 nucleotides long. Its product is annotated as peroxisomal sarcosine oxidase-like. Lineage: Eukaryota; Metazoa; Mollusca; Gastropoda; Lepetellida; Haliotidae. The transcript is spliced from 9 exons. Gene Ontology annotation, cellular component: peroxisome. The coding region runs from base 302 to 1453 and encodes 383 amino acids. Gene Ontology annotation, molecular function: flavin adenine dinucleotide binding; sarcosine oxidase activity; L-pipecolate oxidase activity. The record is from RefSeq and is a predicted model, not a curated record.
GACCACGGCCCAACAAUAUUGACCUGUCGACAAUAUUGAGAAGUCGCUCCUUUUGACUCCACCUUACAGACACCUCAACAGCUGACCUAGAUAUCAAAGUCCGUUCUUAAUGUCAUCAGUAUGUCAAUGACAUCAAGAAAAGAGCCUUGACCUACCAGGCCAGUAAACAGGUGAUACAGUGUGAAGCCCCUCUCGUGCCCGGUUCUUGUGUAUAGGCGCUCCGCGACCACCACUUGUCUUGUGUGUUCACUGCUGUGGCAGAGAAACAAGAAAAAAAGGCUGUACACCCUCCAAAUCCAAAAUGGCUGAGGGAGUUUAUGACGUCAUAGUGAUAGGUUCGGGAGUGAUGGGGUCUUCCACAGCUUACAGUCUCGCUAAGAAGGGCAAGAAGACUCUCAUCCUCGAGCAGUUUCCUGUCCUACACUCUCGGGGCAGCUCCCAUGGCCUCAGUCGUAUCACCAGACUCGCCUACGGGGUGCAGCACUACACCGACAAGAUGGUGGACGCCUUCAAGAUGUUAGCCGAACUGGAGAGAGAGACGGGGACAGAACUGUUGAUAAACUGUGGUACUCUAAGUAUUGGUCCUGAAAACGAUGAAUUCUUACGUGACGUUGAGAAGGCUCUGACCAAUGUGGGUGCUGCCGUCGAUGUCCUCACCCACGAACAGCUGAGGAGAAGGUACCCCAUGUUGUCCUACCCACACAACUAUGUCGGACUGCUAGACCACAAGGGGGGACUCCUGAAGGCUGACUGCAUUCUGAGGGCUUUGCAGACGGUGUUCAGACAGCGAGGCGGUGAAAUACGUGACUGUGAGCCUGUCACGGCCAUCCACCCGGGAUCAACAGUGACGGUGACGACGUCCAAGGGGACGUACCGGGCUGCUAGUGUCGUAGUUGCUGUCGGUUCCUGGGCAGACAAGAUGCUCCGCCCACUUGGGCUCAGUCUGCCCGUCAAGAUACAGAGAGUGACCGUGUGUUACUGCAAGGAACUACAUCCGGGUAGCCACUCCGCCCAACAGCUUCCCUGCUUCAUUGAACACAGUGGCAGUCCGCCUUAUGACAUUUGGGGGCUGCCUAGCUACGAGUAUCCUGGUUACGCCAAGAUUGCUCUGCACACGGGCCCCGAGAUCUCGCCUGAUACACGAGACCAGCCAGACGGGAAGUGGGUGACAGAUCGAGUGACGGCGUAUGUGAAGGAACAUUUCCCUGGCUUGGAGUCGACACCAUCUAUCACAGAACAGUGUAUUUACACGAUGACACCUGAUGAAGACUUCAUCAUCGACUACCACCCGCAGCACCACAACAUCAUCGUCGCAGCUGGGUUCUCAGGCCACGGAUUCAAACUGGCACCAGUCGUGGGAGAGGCAGUCAGCGACAUGGCGACAGGCCGGGUUCCGAAAUAUGACAUGAAGCCCUUCAUGAUGGCCAGGUUCAAGACAACGGCCAAACUAUAGUCGUGUGGUCCAUAGAGAUGUCGGCCUACAAAGUCAUAAAAAGACAACUGUAGACCUGCUUUUGCGUGCUUCGUCGACUCUGAUAUGUGAUAAGGCUGCAUUACGUUGUUCAGUACAUAUGUAGCUACAGUCAUACCACAUUGGGGAAUUAUUUGAUCUGAUUCCAAAUGGUACCCGUGUAUUUUAUGAAGUAUUCUUACUUCUUCAACAUUAUUGAUGUGUACAGCUGAUCCCUUCUUAUUUUGUUAUUUUGUUUCAGGGCUUUAUGAGAACCUUUUUGAAUCAUAGAUGGCUGACAGCUUUAGAUGCAGAACGUAUUUCCUGCCUGAUAAUACUAAUUUGAGUUGCCUAUAUUAUAUGACCAAAUUUUAAGUAUAUGUAUACAUACUAGAAUUUACUACUAGACCCUGUGUUUAAUUAUUAUUUUUAUAUACAGUCGAACCUCUGGUGUCGAACUCGUGGACACCUGAAAAAAAGUUCAAGUUAUCCGGGGUUCGAGACAUCAGGAGAAAUGUCUCUUUAAUGUGGAUACUUGGGACUCUCAAAUAAGUUCGAGACAACCAGGAGCUCGACAUAUCCAAGUUCGACUCAACGAGGUUCGACUGUAUUUAUACCAAACUGUGAUUGAUUUUAAUGAAUAUAGUAUCAUUAAAUUCCAACAAGACAAGUAUAUAUAAUAUUUUAGUUGUUAUGACUGAUUUAAUGGUACCGCAUGAAAGCUACGCUAAUACAUAACUAUACAUCACAGUAUGUUUUUGUCAAUUGUAUCUUACGCGUAAUUGGAUUUAGAUUGAUAAAAACAUUCUGCAUGAUAGCUAUGCUAAUACGUCACUGUUUAGAAUAUUCAGGAACAAUAAAUAACUUCUCCAUUCGGGAGUUCUCUAUGAAUUUACAAUCCAGAAGAUAAUGUUUCAGGAUUAUACAUUAUAUCUCAUAUUAAAAAUCAAUCGAAUUUACGUAGGUAUCAAAUUCUAUCCUUCAUCAGCAAACUGCAAUAUAUGACAACGAUAUAUAUAUCAGUUAACCAAAUUAAAAACUUCACAAUUCUAAAAUUUAAACAUUUUGACCAGUUAUCAUUGUUGGCCCUUAUUGUGUAUUUAAACAGUAAUGGCCACGUAUUGUCUUCAGAUAUAGUGGCAAAAGUGGU